AUGGUCGCCUUUGAUAAGUGUGAGACUCGGCCAGCCAACAUUGAUGCCAUUUUGAAUGGCCUGGACCGCUACAACCCGGAGACCACAACCGUUUUCCAGGACUACGUGAGCCAGCAAUGCGAGGACCGGUCAUUUGAUCUUUACGCCAAUCUGGCGCUCCUGAAGCUUUACCAAUUCAACCCCCACCUCCAGCAGCCUGACACCGUCACGAAUGUCCUGGUCAAGGCUCUGACAGUGUUCCCUUCUCCCGCCUUCUCCCUUUGCCUCGCUCUGCUCCCUGCCUAUACUCAACCAUUUGCCACCACCUCUGAGGCCCAGGCUGCCUCCCAGAACUCGGACUUCGUUGAGUCCGUUCAGAAGCUCUCCCACCUUUCUUCUCUCCUCGAGUCUGCCCAAUACACUCAGUUCUGGUCGACUCUGAACUCCGAUGACCUCUAUGCCGACCUUACCGCCGAUAUUGCCGGUUUCGAGGAGCUGAUCCGUAUUCGCAUUGCCGUUGAGGUCGGCAAGGCCUUCCGCUCCGUCAAGGCCGAGGCCCUUGAGCAGUGGCUCGAUCUGCGCAGCCGCGAUGCCCUGAGCAAAUUUGUUGCUGAUGUGUGCAGCUGGAAGAUCGAGGGUGACGUCGUUCGCGUGCCCACCAACAAGGAGAACGAGGCCCGCAGUGAGGUCAAGAGCGAGCGUGUUGGCGUUGACAUGUUUGGCCGGGUCAUUCGCCGCGGCUUCGAGCAGCCCGCAUGA
Molecule: messenger RNA, 738 nt
Organism: Penicillium diatomitis
Lineage: Eukaryota; Fungi; Ascomycota; Eurotiomycetes; Eurotiales; Aspergillaceae
Product: CSN8/PSMD8/EIF3K family protein
Exons: 2
Coding region: 1-738 (245 amino acids)
Biological process (GO): regulation of translational initiation
Cellular component (GO): cytoplasm; eukaryotic translation initiation factor 3 complex
Molecular function (GO): ribosome binding; translation initiation factor activity
Source: RefSeq, a predicted model, not a curated record